Molecule: messenger RNA, 1126 nt
Organism: Bipolaris maydis ATCC 48331
Lineage: Eukaryota; Fungi; Ascomycota; Dothideomycetes; Pleosporales; Pleosporaceae
Product: glutathione S-transferase
Source: RefSeq, a predicted model, not a curated record
CGUCAUACUUUGUGUGUGUGCCCCUCAUUGGAACCCCACUUUGCCAGCAUUAAACCAGCGCGCUUUGCUCCUCUACGUUUUUCAUUGUAACUGUCGUAUUUAAGAGAAAGAGAUACAAGGCUUUUUGGAACAUUUGUUAUCUUUUGUUUUCAAAGUACUGGGGGCUUAUACAUUUCUCUCUCCUUUUCGCAACCGCAAAUAUGUCGCAGCAAUCUGAUAUCACGCUUUAUACGACGCAGACGCCUAAUGGCAUCAAGAUCUCCAUUACCUUGGAGGAGCUGGGCCUCCCCUACAAGGUCCACAAGAUCGAAAUAUCCAAGAACACCCAAAAGGAAGACUGGUUCCUCGCCAUCAACCCCAACGGCCGCAUCCCCGCUCUAACCGACACCUUCACCGACGGCAAACCCAUCCACCUCUUCGAAUCAGGCAGCAUCAUGCAAUACCUCGUCGAGCGGUACGACACGGAGCACAAGAUUAGUUUCCCAAAGGGAACCCGCGAGUGGUUCGAAAUGAACAACUGGUUGUUUUUCCAAAACGCCGGUGUAGGUCCUAUGCAAGGCCAGGCCAAUCAUUUCACACGUUAUGCCCCCGAGCAUAUCGAGUAUGGUGUGAAUAGGUACCAAACUGAGACACGCCGCCUCUACUCUGUUCUCGACAAGCAUCUCGCUUCGGACAACAGGCCAUACCUGUGCGGCACAAAGUGCACCAUUGCCGAUAUUGCUCACUAUGGAUGGGGAGCGGCUGCCGGCUGGGCAGGCGUCGACCUGGACAAGUUCCCUGCAGUUCAGGCCUGGCUGGACCGAAUGGAAGCACGUGAGGGGGUGGAGAAAGGCCGCCACGUCCCCGAUCCUCACACCAUGAGGGAGUUGCUCAAGGACAAGGCCAAGAUGGAGGAGCAGGCUGCUAAGAGUCGGGCGUGGGUCCAGGCCGGCAUGAAGGAUGACGCCGAGAGGCAAAAGUAGGGUAGGUCGCGCGUAGACUUAGCCUGCAGCUGAUAACAGUUGCUCUCAGAGCAAGCAUUCUCAAUUGUAUGUAUACAAGAUGUGGAGAUGCUGUUCUUAGUAGCGUCAAGUUUCCGGCUAGGUGGGGCCGACAUGCUAAUACCCCGGAUAUGGGGAUUUCUACU